Molecule: messenger RNA, 3119 nt
Organism: Apus apus (common swift)
Lineage: Eukaryota; Metazoa; Chordata; Aves; Apodiformes; Apodidae
Gene: ST7
Product: suppression of tumorigenicity 7
Exons: 13
Coding region: 398-1768 (456 amino acids)
Source: RefSeq, a predicted model, not a curated record
UGUCGCUUCCCCGCCCCUCGGAGGCAGGACGGCCGGGAGGGGCGGGGGCGAGUUGCCGCGGAGGUGGCUUUGCCUCGGUCCCCACCCGUCCGAGCCGGAGUGGCGAGGGGAAUUCGGAGGAAUCCAUUUUAGCGGGCCAGCCCCGGCCCCGGCCGGCCCGGCGCCCUGAGGCCACGGCGGAGGGCGGAGGAGAAGCGGCAGCGCCCGGGGCGAGGGGAACCCGCGGCGGGAGGGCAGGGCCGGGAGAGGCGUGAAUCAUCCCACAAACACACGCUGAGAGGUUGUGGCAGCAGAGAGCAGGGUUUGGGUCGCUUUUUGGCUGUUUUUUUUUUUUCUUUCUUUCUUUUUUUUUCUUUUCUUUUUUUUUUUUUUUUUUUCCUCUCUCUCCUCCGAAAACAUGGCUGAAGCUGGGACGGGUUUUUUAGAGCAGCUGAAGUCUUGCAUCGUCUGGUCCUGGACUUACCUCUGGACGCUGUGGUUCUUCAUCAUGCUCUUCCUGGUCUACAUCUUAAGGGUGCCCCUGAAGAUCAAUGACAAUUUAACCACAGUGAGUAUGUUUUUGAACACAUUAACCCCCAAGUUCUAUGUUGCCCUGACAGGAACUUCCUCAUUAAUCUCGGGACUUAUUUUGAUCUUCGAGUGGUGGUACUUCCGGAAGUACGGCACCUCCUUCAUCGAGCAGGUCUCGGUGAGCCACCUGCGCCCCCUGCUGGGCGGGGUGGACAACAGCGCGCCCAGCGCCGCCAGCGCCGCCAGCGGGGACGCGGACUCCAGCCGGCAGAGCGUCUCAGAAUGCAAAGUCUGGCGAAAUCCUUUAAAUCUGUUCAGAGGAGCAGAAUAUAAUCGGUAUACAUGGGUAACAGGGAGAGAACCUCUGACUUACUACGAUAUGAAUCUUUCAGCACAGGACCACCAGACGUUCUUUACUUGUGACACGGAUCAUUUACGGCCUGCAGAUGCUAUAAUGCAAAAAGCCUGGAGAGAGAGAAACCCCCAAGCCCGAAUUUCUGCAGCACAUGAAGCUUUGGAAUUGAAUGAGUGUGCUACUGCUUAUAUUCUCUUGGCUGAAGAGGAAGCAACAACAAUUGUAGAAGCAGAGAAGCUGUUUAAGCAAGCUUUGAAAGCUGGAGAGGGCUGUUACAGGCGCAGUCAGCAGUUACAGCACCAUGGUGCACAGUAUGAAGCCCAACACAGAAGGGACACCAAUGUGUUAGUUUAUAUCAAGAGGAGGCUGGCAAUGUGUGCAAGAAAGCUGGGAAGGACCAGGGAAGCAGUGAAAAUGAUGAGAGAUCUGAUGAAGGAGUUUCCUCUGCUCAGCAUGUUCAACAUCCAUGAAAACCUGCUAGAGGCUUUGUUGGAACUUCAAGCAUAUGCAGAUGUCCAGGCAGUCUUAGCAAAGUAUGAUGAUAUAAGCUUACCAAAAUCAGCAACAAUAUGCUACACAGCUGCAUUGCUCAAAGCCAGAGCUGUCUCUGACAAGUUUUCUCCAGAGGCUGCCUCGAGGCGAGGGUUGAGUACUGCAGAGAUGAAUGCAGUAGAAGCUAUUCACAGAGCAGUAGAAUUUAAUCCACAUGUACCAAAAUAUCUACUAGAAAUGAAAAGCUUAAUUCUUCCCCCUGAACAUAUUCUGAAGAGAGGGGACAGUGAAGCAAUAGCAUAUGCUUUCUUUCAUCUUCAACACUGGAAAAGAGUAGAGGGAGCGUUGAAUCUCUUACAUUGUACCUGGGAAGGCAAAGAAAAACCGAAGGGUUCUCAAAUGCUACUGUAGCACAUGGUUGAAUGGCAAACAAACUGUCUCUGUGCUACCUGAAUUGAUAGGAUCAGAUAAUACUGUAAGAGUAAGGCAGAGAACUACCUAUGUAAACACAAACUGAUACAGAUGAACCAGAGCACAUUCUUCCAUGGCUGAUAACAUUGCUAAAGAAACUGUUUUGCUGUAAGUAUUCCAUAUGGGGUCUCAUGUCAAAGAUGACUGUUUGAAUUCAACAAAAUCUAUUCAGACAUUUUUCACUUGUUUUUUAAAAGCAACAUCUUUACUGUGCUGUGCAUUACAUCUAAAAUAUACAGGGCUUCUAGGACAUCUGUUGAGGAAAAUAUUGCUUCAGUGACUGAUGUUCGUAGGAGUAGUGAGAAUAACAUGCUGAUGACAUUUUAACAGUGAGAAUAAUAUGUAGGAUAAUGGAAAAGGAUGCCUUGAUUGCAAAGCUAUAAUUCAGUCAAGUAUUCUCAUAUUUCCAUAAACCACACUCAGAUGGUCUAUGACAUCAUCACCAUCCAGAUUUAGUAAUCGAUUUCCCUCCCUCUCUGCUAUUAUUUUUUAUUUUAAAAACACAUAUUAUUAAGUAUUAUUUAAUCCGUGAUGUGAGGAUUUAUAUUGGAAACCUGACUUGUUCUGCUACAUUUAAAAAGAAUGCAUGUGAGGAACCUGAUUUUAAUUAUUCAGUAUUAAUCUUUGAUUGCCAAAUAUAAAAUGAAAAUAUGACCGUUGGAAAACUGGUUCUCAGUGUUACCUGAUUUGCUAGAGUAAGAGGGGAAAAAGGUAGUGUACUUUUUACCAUACAAAACUUCUAUUAUGCUUGAUCCACAGAGACUGCAAGUAUUGGCCUCAAUUCACAAGAUUGGCUGGCCAUUUUUGUAGGCUAUAUCUCUUAUAUCAAAUAGACUUUUUUCCCCUGAAUUUUAGACAUUCUGCAGCCUAAAAGCCUAAGAUGAAAUGUGUAACCUUGUGUAUAGAAUUGUAAGUAUAGUGGGCUCUGAUCGUGCAAACAUUUAUGAAUGUACUUGUAAUGUGGUCUCACUUGAUGGUCAUGAACAUUCUCUCAAGAAUAAACAUAACCAUAAAUGCUUGCAGGAUUAAAAGCCAAGUGUAGAUUUAUAUUUUGGCAUUUCAUUAAGCAAUUUAUAUGCUGUUUGCAACCAAAUAUAAAUGUUGUGUUUUGUCUGUGUUUGUUUUUCAAAAUUGUAAAUACAGUUAAGUAUGUCCAGUGAGUGCCACACUUGCAGUAACUUGUGCAUGGUCGGUUUUUUUUCCUUUCAGCUUUCAGAAUGAUUCCCUAUCCACUGGAAAAAGGACAUCUUUUCUACCCUUACCCUAUUUGUACAGAAACUGCAGAUAGAGA